ACCUGACAGCCACGUCAGAAGGCCUGCGGCGGGGGCUGACGCUUGGCCCCGCAACGGGUUACAAACCGGUGACGCAUUAAAGAGAUGCCCCGUGGCCUAGUUUCUGCCACCUAUCGUUACGUUACGGUGGUCAGCGCUGAGAUCACAUAGCGAGGCCGACCAACCGCCGCCGGGCUGAAACUUGACCUACCUUCACAGUGAUCCGGCGUCUGGCUCCGGCGGCGAGGGCAGCGAAGCGGAGGCGUGGGCAGGCCAUUCUGCCAACCCAGAGGAGGAACGCGCGUCACCCCUCCGCCGCAACCACAGUCGUUGCGGCGAUGCUGGCGGCGGCCGCGCUUCUCUUGCUGGCGGCGCCGAUCGUAGCCGACCCGCCCAACCUUUGGGCAGCAGCACGUGCGCACGCCCAGCUCGUGACAAUAAUCGACGCAAGCUUGGCCUCACUCAACCUGUGGCGCAGUGAGAUGCACAAAUGCCCACCCGUAAUACGGGAGCUCGCAGAGUGCUCCUGCGACGAGGAGUGCGCGCUGUACGGAGAUUGUUGCCUGGAUGUGAGCCCACAGGCCCUGCCCCGCAACGACUUGGCAUGCAGGCGAUCCCCAGAUUUCGGGUAUGUGUACAUGGUGUCCCGGUGUCCGGUCCAGUGGCGGGACACCUCGGUGCGAAGCCAGUGUGCUCGCAACGCGGCGUUCGCCGAGGAUCCGUUCGCGGCUUUACCGGUUACAAGCCCCGCCAGCGGGAUGACCUACAGCAACUAUUGCUGCGCCAUAUGCCACGGUGACUUAGCAGGGUCUGUGUUUUGGACGCCGGCGAUAUCCUGUCCGACGCUGACCAAAGAACACCAGGACGCCCUCAAUAUCACCGAUAUCUUCAUUGAAGAGAACUUACUGCAGAACCCUGCUGGAGAGUGGGGAUUGCAGCUGAUGGACGAAAACAACGGAACGUUUCAUGCGUGCGUAAUUUCCCUACAUUCGGGCAAUAACGACAAAGAACAUUUGAUGCGGAACUGUCAACCCAAGAUUUCCAGCUGUGCGGCUAACUGGACCAACCUAGACUUCGCCCGAAUGUGCGCCGCGUACAAUGCCUACAUGUAUCACGGCAGAAUCAGGUACCGCAACGCGCACUGCGCCCUGUGCAACUAUGUACCACAACAGUACAUUACGUACUGGCCGGUCACCAACAAUUUUGCUGACGAAAGGCGUCCUCGCAUGCAUUCUUCAGUCUUUCUUCUCGACAUCACCACCCGGUCGGGCAUGAACGCAGUGGGAGCAGCCAGGAUCUGUACCGGCGCCCGACUCUGGGACCCGUUCUUCAAGAUCUGCAGGGAAGUCUCAGUUUCCUCUGGCGUCACCAACGCCACCGGCUCCCUGACCUGCCCCAAGGUUACCGUAAACGAGUACCAGUUUCAGGUCAGCGACAAAGACGUCGCGUACGUGCCGACGUAUAACCUGAUCUUGGAUCGCGGCUAUUAUGAGCUCAGUGACAGACAGCUAGCCUUUUGUGACCCGCGUUUCCAACUUAAAAGGUUCCAGACCGCCUUUUCAUACGCCUUGGUGGCAUGUCGUACAGCGUCCGUGUUGUGCCUCCUGCUGCAUCUGGCGGCGUUCUGUGCCGUGCCCGAAACACGGAACCUGCCCGGAAAAUGUGUGACGUCCUUGUGCGUCUGCCUGCUUAUCGGCUACCUCUGCUCCAUGGCGGCAUUGUGGCAGGAUUACGGCACCGACGGCUGUGUUCUGCUGGCCAUUGUUGCUUUCAGCGCAUUCGCAGCAGCACUCUUCUGGGUCAAUGUUAUGGCGAUCGACGUCUUCAACACCUUCAGGCGAGUAAUAUUGGCGAGCAUGAGAGCAUGACGCACGACACCAGGGCAUGAACGCAUGAUCCGCGUCCACUCUACCGGUUGAUAAAAACAGAAACCAAAAAUUCACUUUACGCUAAAUGACGAAAAGACUGGCGCUCGUACAGAGACCUUAGCCUGCAUCAGCCUUUUCGCGCCACGCAUGUAAAAUGCCUCACAAUCCGCUUCUGGUCCAACCUGCGCUAAAAGCGCAGACAUCAGUUGAUCUAUUGACACCCACAAAUUGUCUCAGUUUGGUUUAAAUCCAGAUUCAGGAGGCAUGUACAAUGAUAUAUACGAAGGCAGGAAUGGAAGGGGCGUGUGGAUGGUAGCUACCAUGUCUAUAAAAAACAUUGGCGUACAACCUUUCGUGUUGCAUGGCGAUAACUAGGGUAGCAUCUUCCUCCAUCCCAAAACGAUAUGCCAGGACUAGCAAAGAGCAAUAAUUAUGAAGUGCCAUUGGCUUCACAUCAAUUGAUAUGACAGAUGGCUAUCGAGUACAAAACAUGCACCAGUCCGAGUGUCUCUCAGAUGCACCACCUGUUACCUGAAGGCCGCAGUCAGUUGCAAAAUUCUCCCUCAGAGCGUAAUGGCCGUGGAGACCUUACAUCAGCUGUGAGAUAUGUGUGGAAGUAAACUACGGUAUCAGCGUGCAUAAGUGUGGGUGCUGAUGACAAAAUGUUCCACAUUUGAAGAUUUUGAAGCAACCGCCACAUAUAAUGAAAGAGGCUGACUCAUAACUAUUGGUACACUUGUAAGUGGAAAAGGCUGCUCCAGAAAACAUGAUUUCUAUGUUUCGUAAGCAUACUCCUCAAUACGUCAUUGUUUGAUUGCGUCAUCGCAUUUUGCACAGCAUUGACUGAGAGUCAAUUGACGGCCGAUAUAUGUAGAGAUCGUGCUCACGAACGCCAGAUAUAAUUGCCUGAACAAUUAUAUCCUGCUUGGCCUGGAUCGUCGCAUGGCUAAUGAAAUGAUGGAAUUUGAAUGACGUGAUUUUGACGUCGUGGAUACCUGGGUAACAUUGAAAUGGUCUGCCCGAAAUAGUCAGCACAUCUCCGCAGGAGCGUAGCUCAGAAACUAGAGGAAUUUGUUGAGGUAUUUACAAGGCAAGGCUGCGGAAUGCACCGAAUGAUAUUGAAAAUAGCUAGAUGAGUUUAAAACCCCAUACAGAUGUGAUAUACUUCCUUUAACUGCGAGGUUUCCUCUGCCUGGACACUUACAAACGGUUACCAAUAAAGACAGAGAUACGGGAACUGUUGCGUUAUGAAGGGCGGGGAUGACGUUGGAGGCUCCAGUCCCCUCUAAUACUCGAAGAAAUUUAGCACUAGACUCACGGCCGUACAUGACGGCUUAAAGUGUCUAUGAGCCUCAAUCUUAGGAAACUUCCGCAUUCUCUUAUUGGUAUGCGAGGUACCAGCAGAGAAUUCUUGAUUCACUGGACAUACCGACCUGGAAGGUCGGUAUGUCCAGCAGAAAAAGAUGCAACUAAAAUCCUGCCGCACCAUAACAACAAGCUUUCAACAUCAUGUCCAAGAAAUCCUCGUUUGCAUGAUAACAAAACAAUGUCGGUAUGACAAAUAAAUUCUUAGUACGGCCGGAUUCGAAACAUAUCGUUAAGUGGUAUAGUGGUACGCGGAUAUAAGUGGCGCAUGGCUAAGCUAAGUAUAAGUGAUUGUAUGCCUACCCCUGUCUCAUGCCUCAGCAAUGAACUAAUUGACGAGUGACGGGCACCGACCGUCGUAGGACAUCGUUGCUGUUCGUUGUUGACGGACGUAGGGCUGCAGGGAAGCUCAUAACGAUAUGUUAACGUCGGGCAGUGAUACGCGCCCGGGUGGCCGGUUGGAAACCCUUCGCUGGGGUGGGGGACAAUUUGACGCCCCUGAGAUCUCAAAUCUCAUUUUAGGUCAGUGACCUAUUCUGACCUAUAAAAGCCCGUUGGAGACGUCUUAUGCGGUUUCUGUCAUCAAUUAAUUUGAAAUGACCACCAGAAACUACCCUACAUAGCAGCCCUCAAAGUAAUAAAACAGGUUGGUCUCGACCUUUUUAUCUGACCCUAGGUUA
This is a messenger RNA of Pollicipes pollicipes, 3892 nucleotides long. RefSeq lists its product as uncharacterized. Lineage: Eukaryota; Metazoa; Arthropoda; Thecostraca; Pollicipedomorpha; Pollicipedidae. Bases 618 to 1847 code for a protein of 409 amino acids. The transcript has 2 exons. The record is from RefSeq and is a predicted model, not a curated record.